This is a messenger RNA of Acanthaster planci (crown-of-thorns starfish), 2461 nucleotides long. RefSeq lists its product as uncharacterized. Gene Ontology annotation, biological process: regulation of transcription by RNA polymerase II. The record is from RefSeq and is a predicted model, not a curated record. Lineage: Eukaryota; Metazoa; Echinodermata; Asteroidea; Valvatida; Acanthasteridae. Gene Ontology annotation, molecular function: RNA polymerase II transcription regulatory region sequence-specific DNA binding; DNA-binding transcription factor activity, RNA polymerase II-specific.
AUGGCGACCACCUGUUGCACGUGGUGCGUCCAAUCGCCGCUUCUCAAACACUCCAUUCGAUCGAUCCUUGGGGACAGCUUUUCUGGACCUGAGGGCUCCAAAGCUAUCGAAAAAUCUUUGACUGCUACAGAUUCUGAGGAGAGAAAAUACGCCACGGGGCCUUACGAAGGUCCUCCGUCCGCGUGUGUGAAUCCGCCCCACACUGCCAGUAGUAGGCCUAUGAGCCAAGUCGGCAAUCUGUCAACUCCUGAUGAGGAAUCUGCGCUAAAUUACCACGGACAGUCCGCUGCUCACCGUGGCGAGAGCGACGACCCCGCGGAGGAUGGGGCAGUUAGCCAGGCCGAGUCCACCGAGGGGGACUCUGCUCACCCGUCCGCCCCAGCGGGUGAAAACCAACCCUGUAAGGCGUCGUCAGUCCCGGGCGUUGAGCUCGGCUUGCUUGUUGAUAAGGUCCCAAUCGCCCACCUCCCGGGACCGUGCCGCCAACAACCCGUGUUUCUGAGAGAUUUCUCCGGGUGGUAUCGGCACUUUGGGCCCGUCCCACUCGCCACUGGCGGCUGGUCCUCGCUAGUGCACCCCGGACAUGGGUGCGUAACACCUGCCUAUCAUUCGUUGGGUCUGACCGGACGGUGCGUCAGACCAGGCGGGGAAAUCCUGAUUCAUCCGGAAGCCUUCAUUGCCGACAGACGGGUUGACUUUGCGCAAACGGAGGGAAUCCGAGAUUCAGAUCAGAGCAAGAAGAUGGCACUUUGCUCAGAAUCAGCGACACGUGUACCGUCUCGAUCACCCAAAGUACCAAGGCAUUCACGACGCCCUUGCCCCAAACGUAAAGCGACGAGGGCACCCCCGACUGGCCAGACGCCACCUUCUUCUCCACGGUCGCCCCCCUUGACUGGCACCGCCCCUCGGUCCGCAAAAGUUUGGAGUCCAGGUAAAGGAAACGACACUGUUGGCCGCAACGUUUCCCAGCCACAGGAACUUCGCAGUCACGAGGACCGCCAGGCUUCUCACGGAGGCCGUCCCGACCACCACCUGGUCGAAGGGAAAACACGUGAUGAGUCGCAAUGGAAACGGGGCGUAAGAAUCGACGACGUGAAGAAGGAAACCAGCGUUGCAGGAGAGCUUGCACCGCGUGACGAUGGCUGUUUAGUGUCGAAAAAUCAACGGAACCUGGAAGUUACAGCUAGAAAGCGGGGUGGCAGCGACUCCGUCCGUCUCAGCUCACCAGUUUCAGACGAGUCCCCGUCGGACGAGAAGAGCCCCACCAAGCGACAGCGCAGGAUCCGCACCACCUUCACCCCGGAGCAGCUGCGGGAGCUCGAGUGCGUUUUCCAGAUGACGCAUUACCCGGAUGUUCAAACACGGGACAUUUUAGCCGCCAAAACCUGCCUUGGAGAGCAGAGAAUCCAGAUCUGGUUUCAGAACAGACGUGCCAAAUGGCGGAAGUACGAGCGACUGGGCAACUUUGGUGGGCUGCAAGACCUCAAGAUUACGCACAUCGUCCCAGCACCCAAAUCUCUACCACGCAUCGACUUUGCGAAACGUGAUCCAAGUGUCCACUCAUUUGCCGAGUGCUCAUUAGCCGGCGAAUUCUCCUCCAUCAGUGGACUGCCAACGUCACCUUUUCCAAUUCUCCAAUCAGCGGCCGGCAUCGCCAUACCGGCCCCGCCCAUCAUCCCCUCUCUGUCGCCCAUUGGUCCGAUGCCUGGCCUCAAUCCAAAGAUCACGGGAGAGGAUCGGAAGUGCUCGAGCAUAGCGAGUCUACGGCUCAAGGCCCAACGGCACGGAAUGGAGUCCGUGGUCUCCUACUGAAAUUAAAGGACUGGAUGAACCGCAGAAACUAUUACACCUCUUGAAUCAGCUGGCUUUACUUAGUCCACCAAGUACCACUUACCGUACUCCACUAUCGUUGGAGUGGGGGGGGGGGUAUUGAGAAACGCAUUGAUUUCGCACACUCCCGAUUUACCCCACCCGCUACAUUUUCUCCGAUAUCAUUACAGUAUAUGAUAAAAUUAUUAGAUCAUGCCAAGCCUUGAGUUUUCCACAGAUUUCUUGUGGUCAUAUUGAAAUACAAUUGUAUGAAACUCGGACGCAGUUAUUUUGUCCUCGGAACAUAUCCGUUUUUUCCAAGACACGACGGCCCACUGAAAGCAAAAACCCAUGUCUAACGAAACUGACUUUGUAGUGGUUGUCUCUUCGUACAUGCCAAGUCUCACGAGGAUUGCAGCUACGGCAAUGGUCAGAGCGCCUCAAGAGCAAAAGUCAUUAUCAGUUGGUCAAAAAAAGAAUGUAGAAAUGCAAUCUAGGUCCCACCGAGAUUUGAACUCGGAUCGCGAGAUUCAGAGUCUCGAGUGCUAACCAUUACACCAUGGGACCCUCGUUGAUGUUCUAAAAAAUUAAUGUAUUUUGUAACGUUUGCUUGCUCUCGCCACUGAUGUAAAUACUGAAUGAAAGAGUUGUA